Molecule: messenger RNA, 5765 nt
Organism: Oncorhynchus gorbuscha (pink salmon)
Lineage: Eukaryota; Metazoa; Chordata; Actinopteri; Salmoniformes; Salmonidae
Product: receptor expression-enhancing protein 2-like
Exons: 8
Coding region: 686-1537 (283 amino acids)
Biological process (GO): endoplasmic reticulum tubular network organization
Cellular component (GO): endoplasmic reticulum tubular network; cytoplasmic microtubule; endoplasmic reticulum membrane
Molecular function (GO): microtubule binding; taste receptor binding
Source: RefSeq, a predicted model, not a curated record
CGUUUCACCCAACGGCUUAUUGCAGCUGUCAUGCGACUGAGACUUUGAAAAGCGUUCUUUAAACAAUGUACAUUUGUUGAUUGCUAGACAAACAAGAUGUUUUCUUGGUACAUUUGAAACGAGGUCGAGUUGUGGCCGCAACAGGACGACUCUUGGCAGAAUGCAUUGCUUGACUGCCUUGAUGAUAAUCACAAUAUCGUUCGUGAACUGCAGCACCCCAAACGAUUCGUUCUUAAAUUGGAGUUUGAUGAGCAGAGUAUGUUUUGGUUCUACAUCAUAACAAAUUAAUUGCAUUCAUUAUUGCACUAUGAGUCAAUUAUCAGUUCUAAACACGUAUUUUCAUUGUCUAUGCUGUCUGCUGUGUGAUAGACAGUUGAUCGGUGCGUGUAUUAACCCUGCUAGAAUUCAUUGAGGCCAGCAGGUCAAAUAAACGACUAAAAUGAACGAGUCACUCGGGAAAUAGAAUGAUGACUCAAGUCAGUAAAAAGAGUCGUUCAAAAAAGAACGAAUCGUUCGCGAGCUGCACAUCACCACACAGUAGCCUAGCUACCUGUCAGUAACACAUAGCACAUCAGAACAGCAGCAGGCACUCGCAUCACAACAACACGGUCGUUGGCAGAGGAAUGGGGGGGGGAAGCUAGGUAGUUAGAUUUCCGAGAAUAAGGAAAAGCUCACUACAAUCAAGAUGGUGUCGUGGAUUAUCUCCAGGAUGGUAGUCCUGGCCUUCGGGACCCUCUACCCGGCCUACUCCUCAUACAAGGCCGUCAAGACAAAGAAUGUGAAGGAAUAUGUGAAAUGGAUGAUGUACUGGAUAGUGUUUGCAUUAUUCACGACGGUGGAGACCCUCACAGACUUGUUCAUGUCCUGGUUUCCUUUCUACUUUGAGCUGAAGAUAGCCUUUGUGAUCUGGCUCCUGUCUCCGUACACUAAGGGCUCCAGUGUGCUCUACCGCAAGUUUGUCCACCCCACCCUGUCCAAUAAGGAGAAGGAGAUCGAUCAGUACAUCACCCAGGCUAAAGACCGUAGUUAUGAGACUAUGAUGAGGUUUGGAAAGAGAGGUCUGAACUUGGCUGCUACUGCUGCCGUCACCGCAGCUAGCAAGGGCCAGGGUGUGCUGUCGGACAAGCUGCGUAGUUUCAGCAUGCAGGACCUGACUCUGAUCAACGAUGGGGAGGAGAUGGGCCUGCACUCCUCUGACCCCCGCAUGAGGAGAGAUGCCUUGGAUGACAUGGCUACUGGAGCCAACACGCUGCCCCGCGCCAAGACCACACGCCAGACUCGUUCCUCAUCUGCGGCUCCUCAUCUCGAUGAAUCAUCGCAGCACAGCUCGGACCAAUCAGACACCAGGAGCAUCACCACAGAGCAUUCUGAUGAGGACAUUGUGGAGAAGGUCCCUGUGAAACGCACGGCCAGCGUCAAGGCAAACAAGAAACCCUCCACCGCCAAGACCGAGACUACGACUAAGACGGUGAAAAAGACACCAAAGAAGAAGACAACCACCACAGCUACAGCCAGCAACAACGCUGAGUCACCAUGAUAUCUGUAUCUACUGACCCCAUCUCCACCCUACUGCACACCACUACAGCCAUGUAACAGGCCCUCUCUGUCUCCAGUCCACACACACACACACACACACACACACACACACACACACACACACACACACACACACACACACACACACACACACACACACACACACACACACACACACAAACACACACAAACACACACACACACACACACACACAGACCUCUGGAGUGUCACCCUCGCUGGUUAAGCGCAACUCGCAGGUUUAGUUCUCCUGUAGAUGGCCAGCAGCUUUAGUUCUCCUGUAGAUGGCCAGCAGGUUUAGUUCUCCUGUAGAUGGCCAGCAGGUUUAGUUCUCCUGUAGAUGGCCAGCAGGUUUAGUUUACUGUAGAUGGCCAGCAGGUUUAGUUCUACUGUAGAUGUCCAGCUUCAUGUCAAAUCACAGGUUUUGUUCUACUGUAGAUGGCCAGUGGGUUUAGUUCUACUGUAGAUGGCCAGUGGGUUUAGUUCUACUGUAGAUGGCCAGCAGGUUUAGUUCUACUGUAGAUGGCCAGCAGGUUUAGUUCUACUGUAGAUGGCCAGCAGGUUUAGUUCUACUGUAGAUGGCCAACAGGUUUAGUUCUACUGUAGAUGGCCAACAGGUUUAGUUCUACUGUAGAUGGCCAGCUUCAUUUCAACAACACUUGUUUUAUUUAGCCUGCUGCUUACAUUCUAGAUUUUAUAGUCAUUAACCUCAGUGUGUGUGUGUGUUUCAGUGAUGGCCUGUUAUCUGGACUGAAAAAUAGUUGCUUCCUUCCUCCUGUACAGUUAAUAACCCUCUGUGUUGGGGCCCUUCCAGGCCAUCCAAGGCCCCACACUGGAUUGACUUGACAUAAUCCUCUUGGCCCCCUUGGGAGCAUAGGGCAUCUACCAUGGCUCUCCACCUCCCUCACUAUGCUAGAGCAUCUACCAUGGCUCUCCAUCUCCCUCACUAUGCUAGAGCAUCCAUCACGGCUCUCCACCUCCCUCACUAUGCUAGAGCAUCCAUCACGGCUCUCCACCUCCCUCACUAUGCUAGAGCAUCCAUCACGGCUCUCCACCUCCCUCACUAUGCUAGAGCAUCCAUCACGGCUCUCCACCUCCCUCACUAUGCUAGAGCAUCCAUCACGGCUCUCCACCUCCCUCACUAUGCUAGAGCAUCCAUCACGGCUCUCCACCUCCCUCACUAUGCUAGGGCUUUGCUGCUUAGCAGGAGAUCCCCACUAGUUUAUUGGAGAUGCAUUCUCUAUGAACUUCCAUUCCAGUCAGAGUAUGGUAACUCUAUUGGAGGGUAGCUGGGGGCUGCCAUGAAUGGAAAGGUAGACUAGUGGACUAGGCAUGUGUUAAGGAGCGAUAAGGGAGAGUAGAGAGGGAUGGGCGCCAAAGGAUCAGUGUUGUUGUCCCGGCCUAACUGGCCUCUACUCAACAUGUCCCCAUUACAGAGACUACAGUCUCACCAUUGGUUGUAGCAGUAGUCCACAGAGCAGGUCUCUGUCUGACUACAUAGACGGGGUCAUGUGAUCUCUGGAAGGAAGAGGACAUUCUGGGAGCACUUGUCUCUAACAGUGUUAAGCCGAUGCCAUGGUUACCCAUAUCAUUCACUCUACUGUAAUGGAGCAGUAGACUGAUGACCACUUGGUCAAGCGCCCACAGAGAGAUGAAGAGAUCUGUUUGUUCUUUCUCUCCUCCCUCUGUUCUCUCUCUUUCUCUCCUCUCCCUCUGGACAGCUCUACCCUCUCACUCCGUUCAGCUCAGAACGGUCCGAGGGAAAGACACACAGCUUCAGGCAUCAUUACCUUUUCUGUCUGACUGUGUGUGUGUACGAUGUGCAUGUGUGUGGUUUUGGAACAUGACCAAGCUUCUGUUUUUCCCCUCUCUGUUUUCCCAACUGCAUAGAGACACAAUGACAGACUUCUCUGACCACUUAUAACAUAACCAUCCACAAGGUCUUGCAGUGCAGCUCAUAGCAUAGCUAAACAGUACAGACAACCAACAGUUCAUUUCACUUUGUUAGACUUGUGCGUAGGGUUAAUUUUGUUUACUCUAAAUUGACUAGUUUAUAGGAUGUAAGAGUGGCUUCGUGGUCACCAAGCUAAUGUUAAUGCUCUGUUGAUACCAGGCUUACAUUAUGGAUCACCACUAUGGAUCCCUGUCUUGUUUCAAUGUGUUUAUAUUAUCAGAGCUGGCUGUGUCAGGGUGGUAUAGUGGUCUGAAAGGCCAAACUGAUCUGAGAUCAGCCCUAGACUCUGAGACACUCUAUGUAUACAUGCCCAGAUCUGUGUUGUUCUAGGGUCUGAAUCAUAUCAUUGUUUCUCUGAACCAUAAGGAGAGCAGCUCUGCUAGCAUAUCCUCUUAAUGUGUCAUCUCUGACUGUAGCCUCCUCAAACAUGGUGAAAACUGUCUAACCCUAUUAGAUAGGAUGCUGUGGACCAGUUAUUACAUCUUAGUUGGAUAAGUAAUGCUGUCUCCCAAUAGGGCCCAAAACUGUUAAAGUGAUGUGCUCUGCUAGUGUUUUACUUCAGAAAGACAGACAUUCAUCCAUCCAUAGCGUACUGGUUGGGCAGGCAGGGUACUUAGACUCUGUCAAGGCACCUAAUCAUUUCCCCUUAGAAACUAUUGCCUUGUCUGAAAUCUACCUUCAGACACUUCUUGUCAAUCUCCCUAGAUACUGCUGGUACUCCGGUAGGUUGCAAAGGAUUGCAUGGAUUUAGCUAAAAACGUUGUGAUAAGAACUCCAUCUAGCCUCCUUGUAGGGUACAUUGAGUUUCCACCAUGUGCUUCUCUCAAAUCUAGUGUGUGUCUUGGGUUGGAACCUAAGGGGUUGAUUGUGGAUUGGGUGUGUGCUAAGGGGUUGAUUGUGGAUUGGGUGUGUGCUAAGGGGUUGAUUGUGGAUUGGGUGUGUGCUAAGGGGUUGAUUGUGGAUUGGGUGUGUGCUAAGGGGUUGAUUGUGGAUUGGGUGUGUGCUAAGAGGUUGAUUGUGGAUUGGGUGUGUGCUAAGGGGUUGAUUGUGGAUUGGGUGUGUGCUAAGGGGUUGAUUGUGGAUUGGGUGUGUGCUAAGGGGUUGAUUGUGGAUUGGGUGUGUGCUAAGGGGUUGAUUGUGGAUUGGGUGUGUGCUAAGGGGUUGAUUGUGGAUUGGGUGUGUGCUAAGGGGUUGAUUGUGGAUUGGGUGUGUGCUAAGGGGUUGAUUGUGGAUUGGGUGUGUGCUAAGGGGUUGUUUUUGUAUGUGACAUGCCCUUGCUUUGUGCAGGGUUUAUUUGGAGUGCUCUGUAAUUGAAUGCAUGAGACUACUGCAUUUGUGUGUUGCUGUUGUCUGAAUUGUGACACUGAUUUGAACCAGUAGGGGGGGACAUAACCCACACAACAGUUUUAAAACUACUGAAGUGACUGCAAGGGGUACUUCCAUGUACACACUGUAUGUACAUAGUCAUUCUCUGGCUGUAUGAGUUUGCUUGCCUUAUCACUCUGUUCUAGAAUACAGGUUGUUUUUUCCCGCUUUUUAAAACUAGAUGUAUUUUUUUCUUUCUUUGUAAUUUAAUCUGAAAUCUUAUUAGACAUCAUAUUGCAUUUCCUUAAGAGGCACCUCAGCCCCUCUGUAAGGCCUUAUGCUGUGAAGAGUGCUACAUGUGAUUUUUAUCUCUUCUGAAUUUCUCUCUUCUAUCUCAACGAGAGGCAUUUUAAUUGGUCAGUGAUAGCCAAAUAACAAUAACACUUCCUUGUCCCAGUCCUGUAGGACAUUGCUCAGUAGAGAAGGGGAAUUCCUCUGACAUUGUGUUUUGGUAAGUACCUAACUGAAGUCAUGUUGUCCCAACCGGUCUGUUCUUCCCUUACUAUCAGGCUGGUUACCUUAUCCACGGCAACAUGGCAAUUCCCUUUUUCUUUUCUGUUUUGCUACAGUUUGCACCGAAGAAAAGAUGGCACACACUGUAACCACAUUCUUGCUGUCAUGGCAACACUACUUGACAUUAUUUUAACCAGUGUUCAUAUUAUUUUGUAAUAUUUGUUUAUUUAUUAUUGUGUGUUUGGUAUCAGUGUUAUUGUGUACAGGAACUCUCAUUGUGAGAGAAUAUUCUACAUUAAUAUAUUUUGUGCCAAUUAUCAAUACUCCACUGUUAUAAAGGACAUGAUGUUUCUGUGCUGAGAUAAUGGUAUUUAACAUGGUCUGAAUGACAGUCAUAUACCAAUAACAACACUACUAAUAAAGAAAAUACAUCUUUUA